This is a messenger RNA of Naegleria fowleri, 1161 nucleotides long. RefSeq lists its product as uncharacterized. The transcript has a single exon. Gene Ontology annotation, biological process: regulation of DNA-templated transcription. Gene Ontology annotation, molecular function: zinc ion binding; sequence-specific DNA binding. NCBI's taxonomy places the organism in Eukaryota, Heterolobosea, Eutetramitea, Acrasida, Naegleriidae. The record is from RefSeq and is a predicted model, not a curated record. The coding region runs from base 1 to 1161 and encodes 386 amino acids.
AUGUCAGCACGAACAAAUCCACCGCAAGAAGUACAACCACCACCUCCCUCCGAAACAACAAGUCAUUCUGAUCGAGUUUCUUCCAUCAUUCUACCUGCAUGGAUGAUUGGAAAUCGAUAUGGACUGUCAUCCAGCUCUUCACAUGCACUACGGACCAGAAGAAAGAAACGACCAUCUUCUCACACAGCCAAGCACAAUAAUGGUGAAGAAGAAUCACAUCGAAAUGUUGAUUCCAACACCUCCUCCAAUAGAAAACACAAGCAACCAGUCAAACAAUUGACAUGCGAAAAUUGUAAAACUGUGGAAACACCUGUAUGGCGAAAGGGAUCGAAUGGUGAACCACUGUGUAACAAAUGUGGUCUCUAUGAGUUGAGACAUGGCAGAAGUAGGCUUUUGGAGUUUGAUUCUAUUCGAGAAUUUAGAAAGAGAAAACAAGAGAGUGAAUGUGACCACACAUGUCACACAUUUAAGAGUGCCUCAUCCAUGCGUAGUGGUGGAGAUCCUCACAGUGAGCAUCUUGAGUGCAUGCCAACCUCACAGAAAAAGACUAAAUACCAAAGUGUCACCAAUGUCCCCAUGUUAACAACAAGAAACUCUCCAAAAGAUCAAGUUCCUUCCUCUGUGAACAACAAUAAUUAUGGCAACGGUGACUCUUGUUCGACGGUUAGUUUCGAAAGUCAGUCCCUGCUUCGAUUAAAACAACAAUUAGAAGAGGCAAUCCAGAAAUAUCCAGAGGUUGUGUGUACCUUGAUUUCACUCGUUCAAAAGCAUGUGUUGCCUCAAUAUCUCUCAAAACAUGUAGAUCAACAACAACAAGUCUCAACAACAACAACAACAAACACUCUCCAUAGUAAUGCUCUCCAUCCAUCCUCGACAACAUCCUUUCUGCAUGCUUCAAGUUUAGAUCCUCUCGUGAACCAUUCGAAUGUUCUCAACCUCUCCACUAGUUUGACAAGUGAUGAUAGACAGAGUGACAGGGGCCUAUUUUCUCCCAUUGUUGUUGACCUCACUCAUUGUUCUUCCACUUCUGAGAGCAGCAGCUAUCAUUCAGGACAUUCCAGCACUCUUGAAAGUAAUGACGAGGAGGAGGAGAACGAUGAAACAUCUUGGGACUUUUCUCUAGAGUUUUCUGAUGAUUGUGAAACCAAUGACUCUCUUUAG